CAUCGCGCGGGAAGGGCGGUGCGGAGGGCGGCGAGAAGAUGGCGGCCAAAGGCGGCAGGAAUGGGCUGCUCGAUAAGUGGAAGAUCGAUGACAAACCAGUGAAGAUUGAUAAAUGGGACGGCUCAGCUGUGAAAAAUUCCCUGGAUGACUCUGCCAAAAAGGUCCUCCUGGAGAAGUACAAAUAUGUGGAAAACUUCCGCCUGAUCGACGGGCGCCUCAUCAUCUGCACCAUCUCGUGUCUCUUCGCCAUCGUCGCUUUGAUCUGGGAUUACCUGCACCCCUUCCCUGAAUCCAAACCUGUCCUCGCCUUCUGUGUCGUCUCGUAUUUUGUGAUGAUGGGAAUCCUGACCAUCUAUACCUCCUACAAAGAGAAGAGCAUCUUCCUGGUGGCUCACAGGAAGGACCCGGCUGGGAUGGACCCUGAUGAUGUGUGGCAGCUCUCCUCCAGCCUCAAACGGUUUGAUGACAAAUACACCCUGAAGCUGACCUUCAUCAGCGGGAAAACCAAACAGCAGAGAGAAGCUGAGUUCACCAGGUCCAUCGCCAAGUUCUUCGAUGCCAAUGGGAUGCUGGUGAUGGAGGCCUAUGAGCCUGAGGUCUCCAAGCUGCACGACAGCCUGGCGCUGGAGAGGAAAAUCAAGUGAGCCGACCUCCGUGGAGCUCAACGCAAAUAAAGGAAAGCAGUGCGAGAAAGCGAAUCGCUUCUAAUUUUGUUCUUCUGGUUGGUUAUUUUUUGUCCUGAAAUCCUUUUCCCUUUUUUGGAUCGAUGGGGAUCCCUGAAAUCAUGCUGAGCUGCCCCCACCCGCAGCUGGGUGGGUUUAGGGGGGAUGAUUGAGAGGGCAUUGCUCUGUGCCACGCAUCCCUAUGGGAGGAAUUCAGGACAGAAAGCCUCGUUGAAACCAACUGUCUGUUGUUUGCAACCCGAGUUCUCUUUAUUUUUAUAUUUAAUUGCUCUGGGGGAUUGUUUUUAUAUCAAACCUUUUAGGGCUGUGGGAAGGAGCGGCGUUCUGCGCUUGUCUCCCGGCUGUGCAUCCGGCUGCUUUUUUCUUCUCGCCUCGUACGAUGAAACCCUGCUGGAAAAACGGCAUUUUUUUUUUAAAGC
Lagopus muta (rock ptarmigan) is the source of this 1102-nucleotide messenger RNA. It is a transcript of the gene SPCS2, whose product is annotated as signal peptidase complex subunit 2. Gene Ontology annotation, cellular component: membrane; signal peptidase complex. The record is from RefSeq and is a predicted model, not a curated record. Lineage: Eukaryota; Metazoa; Chordata; Aves; Galliformes; Phasianidae. Bases 39 to 644 code for a protein of 201 amino acids. The transcript is spliced from 5 exons. Gene Ontology annotation, biological process: protein targeting to ER.